CCCCCCCAACCACCCAACUAUAUCUCGACGGCCCAGUGUGUCGGCCGUCAGUCACUCGUUGUAUACUUCUAGACUCUCUUCCAUCUCCUUGGCUAUCGAUUCUCCUGCGGGCAGUUGAUAUCAACGAGACUACUUAUUAGAACCAACUACUUCACCACAUUCAACUCUCGUUACACAACCAUCUCACAUCAUGAAGCUUUCCGCUACUACCCUGGCCGGGGCCUCGCUCCUGCUGGGCCGCGCCAUUGCCGCCGAUCUGCCCGCCAUCGAGGCCAAGAGCAACAAGUUCUUCUACUCCAACAACGGCACCCAAUUUUUCAUCCGUGGUGUUGCCUAUCAGCAGGACUACACUGCCACCAACGGCUCCUCUUCGACCACCACGGACUACACUGAUCCCCUGGCCGAUGCCACCACCUGCAAGCGGGACAUCCCCUACCUUCAGCAACUGCGCACCAACGUGAUCCGUACCUACGCUGUGGACCCGACCAAGGACCACACCGAGUGUAUGCAGGCGCUGCAGGAUGCGGGCAUCUACCUCAUCACCGAUCUGUCGACCCCCUCGACCUCCAUCAACCGGGACGACCCCCAAUGGAACACUGAACUGUACGACCGUUACACCAGCGUUAUCGAUGCCUUUGCCAACUACACCAACGUCAUCGGUUUCUUCGCGGGUAACGAGGUCGCCAACAGCCAGAACAACACCAACUCCAUUGCCUACGUCAAGGCCGCCGUGCGCGACAUGAAGGCCUACAUCAAGGCUAAGAACUACCGUACUUCCCUGGGUGUCGGUUAUGCCACCGACGAUGACUCCACCAUCCGUGACGACCUGAAGAGCUACCUUGCCUGCAGCGACUCGGCCGACAGCAUCGACUUCUUCGGUUACAAUAUCUACGAGUGGUGCGGUGACUCUUCCUUCAAGACCUCUGGCUACCAGGCUCGUACCGAGGAGUUCAAGGACUACCCCGUGCCCGCGUUCUUCUCCGAGUAUGGCUGCAACAACCCCUCUCCCCGUACCUUCACCGAUGUCCCCGUCCUCUUCGGUGACCAGAUGAACGACGUCUGGAGCGGCGGUAUCGUCUACAUGUACUUCCAGGAGGACAACGACUACGGCUUGGUUUCGGUGGACGGCACAAGCGUCAGCACCCUCAAGGACUUCUCCAACCUGUCUUCCCAGAUGCAGAAGGUCACCGCCACCGGUGUGAACAGCAACAGCUGGUCCGCCAGCAACACCGCCACCCCCACGUGCCCCAGUGUCGGCUCCGCCUGGGAGGCCAGCAGCACCCUGCCCCCGUCCCCCAACGAGGAGCUCUGCAGCUGCAUGGAGGCUUCUCUGUCCUGCGUGGUCAAGGACUCGGUCAAGGAGAGCAAGUACGGCGACCUGUUUGACUACAUUUGCGCCAAGGGUGACUACUGCGAUGGCAUGUCGAGCAACUCCACCACCGGCUCCUACGGCUCGUACAGUGUGUGCUCCACCAAGCAGCAGCUCAGCUUCGUCAUGAACCAGUACUACGAGAAGCAGAGCGCCAAGGCCAGCGCCUGUGACUUCAGCGGUGACGGCACUACCACCUCGUCCAGCGCUGCCACUGGUACUUGCUCUGCUCUGCUCAAGGAGGCCGGUACCGCGGGCACUGGCAGCGUGACCUCUUCCCCUACUGGUGGCUCGGUUGCCAGCGCCAGCUCUAGCUCCUCUCAGGGUGCUGCUGCUGGCGUUGCUGGCCCUAGUGCCGUCCGGGUUGGCAACUGGCAGCUGGGUGCGUACGCCGUGACCGCCGUUGGCGCUGCUCUUGGCAUGAUCCUGCUGUAAGGACUUGGCGUGGAGAGAUGGAGGGAUUGGAUUGUUAGCCGUACAUAAUUGAAUCCGUUCUACUUUGUGA
Aspergillus sclerotioniger CBS 115572 is the source of this 1874-nucleotide messenger RNA. Its product is annotated as glycoside hydrolase family 72 protein. Gene Ontology annotation, cellular component: cytoplasm; fungal-type cell wall. Gene Ontology annotation, biological process: fungal-type cell wall (1->3)-beta-D-glucan biosynthetic process. The transcript has 4 exons. Lineage: Eukaryota; Fungi; Ascomycota; Eurotiomycetes; Eurotiales; Aspergillaceae. Gene Ontology annotation, molecular function: 1,3-beta-glucanosyltransferase activity. The record is from RefSeq and is a predicted model, not a curated record. The coding region runs from base 191 to 1804 and encodes 537 amino acids.